Aspergillus niger is the source of this 1149-nucleotide messenger RNA. RefSeq lists its product as uncharacterized. Lineage: Eukaryota; Fungi; Ascomycota; Eurotiomycetes; Eurotiales; Aspergillaceae. Gene Ontology annotation, cellular component: Ctf18 RFC-like complex; nucleus; chromosome, centromeric region. The record is from RefSeq and is a predicted model, not a curated record. The transcript has 3 exons. Gene Ontology annotation, biological process: maintenance of mitotic sister chromatid cohesion; mitotic sister chromatid cohesion. The coding region runs from base 1 to 1149 and encodes 382 amino acids.
AUGUCCACACAAUCCGCCCAAAGCAUCCUCUUCACCCACACGGCCCCGCAACAAGCCUUCCGAUUACUCGAACUGCCACCGGAUCUCGCAGAACUUCUUGCUUCAGACAAUCCUCCAACGCUUGAAAUCAAAUCUCCCACACCCACCACCGACACAACCGACGCUCCCACCGACACCACCCGCGAAUACAUCAACCUCUGCACCCCAACCCAAACCUACCGCAUUCGCCAAGUCCAGUCCUCCAACUCACUCCAUAUCCUCCGCCCAAGCGACGAUGGCACCCAGCGCGGCGACCUCGCCGUCAUCGGCGCCACACAAGAAAACGACGAGACCGUCCCCGACGUGAACCUCUCGGAGACAAUGACUGCGAUCGCGAAGUGCGGGUCCACGCUUGAACUAUACAAUCCGCAGGAAGGGCUCAAUAUAAUCCCGAUUCUCGAGGGGUUAUUGGGGAAAUACGACUCGGCUGAUGAUGUCUCCAUGUCUACGAAGCAGGGAGGGAGGGUGGUGCAGUCUACGGACCAGAGACAGAUUGUUGAGAAGCUAUUUGCUGAUGUUCCAGUGUCGAAUCUGCAAUGUGCGAGGGCCUGGAAGGAUAUUUGUGCGUUUGUGUUACCUGCUACGGGUCGUGGGUGGGUCCCGACGGCGAGGGCCAAGAUUGGGGUGUGGAAACGGAUGGUGGAGGGGGCUGUGUUGCAGGGGAUUGAUCUGGGGACGCAAUUCUUGGUAAGGGAUCUGUGGAAGUCGAUACUUGAUGAGGAUGGAGAAGGGGAGUGGCCGAGGGAGUUGUUUGAGGCGGUUGUAAGGAGGGUUUGUGAGACUGGUGAUGAAGGGUCGUUGUUGGAGGGGGAGUUGAAGUGGGCCAGUAUUGAUAAGGAGCGGUGCGUGCGAUGGGUUGGCGAAACCUAUUUAGAGGCUGUGGCGCCUACGGCGGGUGCUGCUGCUGGGCGUAGCGAAUUUCUCAACGCUUGGAAGGAUCAUCUGCCAGAAGGCUGGAGGGAGGAAGCUACGUUCUCGCAGCUUACGGUAGGAGUCUUCCUUUAUUCGUCUUUCUUGCUUUACUCUAACAGUGAGUACAGGAGGAUAAACAUAGAUUCCCUGAUCCAACGACUGUCUGCUUUGUCAGUGAUGAAGAUCGGCAGAGACUGA